AUGGUAGAUAAUUCAGACAUUAAUAUGUUUUUUGUAUCUAAUUUACCCUUUGAAGUGACAGAAAAUGAAUUAAAAGAAUUUUUUUCACCAAAAGCAGAACUUAUUUAUUGCAAAUUGAGAAAAGUUGAAAUUGGUAUAAAAAGUAGCCAUGGUUAUUUAGGUUUUAAAAAUGGUAAAGAAGAUAUAUUAUCCUAUGUAGAAAAUAAUAAAUUUAGAAAUAAAGAAAUAUCAAUUGAAUUAAUAGAGGAUGAAAAUGAUAGCGAAUAUGAAAACGAAAAUUAUAAACACGAUAGUGAACAUUAUAAUGAAAAAUGUAGAGAUUUAGAUUCGUAUAAAAAUGUACAUAAGAAUAAAGAUAAUGAAGUAUAUAAAAAAACGCAUAAACAUAAUAAUAAAAAAUUAAAUAAGAAUAUUGAAAUAAUAAACGAAAAUGGGGAAAUAACGAAAUUUGGUUUUUUAAUUUUAAAAAAUAUGAAUAUGUAUGAUAUAGUGCUUUUAAUUAAAAAAAUUCAAGAAUUAGUUCGUUUAUCUCCUCAAACAGCCAUUAAAAUGCUAAAUGAAAACAAGACAAUUUAUUAUUCGUUAGUUCAUGCUCUUUUUCUUUUAGGAAUAUUAAAUAUUGAAAUUAAUCCAUUAAGUAAUGAAGAGAUCGAAAAAAGUAAUUUUUAUAAAAUCAAAAGUCGUUUUCAGUAUAUAUAUAUGGACAAAAAGGAGGAAGAAAUAGAAGGAAAGGAAGAAGUAGAAGAAGAUAAUAAUGAAGAAGAAACAGAAGAAAUGGAAGAAAAGGGAAUAGAUACUAUUUCUUCUUUUGACAAUAAAGAAAAAAAAAAAAAAAAAAAAAAUUAUGAAUUAAAUGAAAAUAGUGAAACAGAUAUUUUCUUAAAUGGGAAGAAAAGAAAAAUUAAUGAUGAAUAUAAUGAAUCAAUAGGUAUGAAUUAUAAUUUUAGUACAUGUAAAAAAAAUUGUGAUACAUAUAAUAACAUGCAAAAUAUGAAAUUUAAUAGUAGUAAGAAUAAUGAAAAAUCAGGUGGCUUAAUUAAUAAUAGAAAUAUUUCGAGGAGUAAUCAUCCUAAUAGUAAAAACAUGAAUUAUUAUGGAAAAAAUUUAUUUUCAUUUAAUAAUUUAAAUAAAAAUGUUAAACGAGAUGAUUAUAAACAAAAUUACAAAAAGAAUGAAAAUUCUGCAAAUGAAAAUAAUCCUGAUACAAAUAAAAAAAAAAAUUAUUUAAAUAAAAGUUAUUACACAACUACUAACAGUAACAAUAAUAACACAUCAUUAACUGCAGAUAAAAAGAAAGUAAAUCCUUUUAUGAAUAAAAUAAGUAAAAAUAAAAAUAUGAACUGCAAAAAUAUGAAGACUGUGUCAUUUUCUAGCAAUAUAUACAAUACUAAAUCUAGUAAUAAUUCUUUUAAGAAUUCAAAUAGAAUCAUUGAUAAUACAAAUGAAAAAAAUUUAAAACUUCUUUAUAGUUAUAAAAAUAAGGAUUUUGUACAGAAUAAAUUUAAAAACAAAAAUGUGAAUUUUAACAAGGAAGAUAAUUUUAUAAAUAAAAACAAUAUAUAUAUAAAUAAUUAUAAGGAAGAUAAUGAUUAUGAAUUCAACAAUGGAGAUGGUAAUCUAAGUGAUAGAUUAAAAAAUUUUGAUAGCAUAAAUAUAUCUAAAAUAAAUGAAAAUGAUAAAAAUAGUAAUUAUUAUAAUUUUAGUAGUAGUGAUAAUUCAUACAGCUCUAAGUUUAAUGGAAGUGAUCAAAAUAGCAAUUAUUAUAAUAAUUUUAAUAACAUAGAUAAUCAAAAUAUAUCUAAAAUAAAUGAAAAUAAUAAAAAUAAUUUUUAUAGAAGUGAAUAUGAAAAGGUAAAUAAAGGUGCAAAAGGUGUUAAGCCCUCUAAUAGACAAAAUAAUUAUGAGAAUAGCAGUAGCAAUUUAAGUGACUGCAGUAUUAAUAUUAGAAAUAAAAAAAGUUAUAUAAGUGAUAAUAAAAACGUUAAUGAGAAAAAAUAUAUGUAUCCAUUAUAUAAUAAAGAGGGAAUAGACAAAAUAAGUAAUGAAAAAGAUAUGGAAAAUACAAAUAAGAUAAAUAAGGAAGUUGAUAGGAAUAAUUCAAAAAGCAUAAAAAAUGAAAAUAAUAAUGAUUAUAUAAAUUGGUCUUUAGAGGCAAAUAAAAAAAAUGAACCUUAUGAAUCGCCUCAAAAUUUAUAUUUAAAUGAUAAAAAUGUGAAUAAUGAUGAUGCUAAUAAUUUGAAGAAUAAUGAUGAUAAUAACAUUUUGUAUAGUUAUAACAACAGUAAUUAUAACAGCGAUAAUAAUUUCAAUAAUGAUGAUAAUAAAAAUAUAAAUAAUGCCAGUGAUAAAAAUUUAGAAUAUGGUAAAAAGUUAAUGCAGAGAAUAAAAUCAAAUAACCAAAGAAGAUGUAUAAAAUUAAUUGAUAGAAAAAAUAAUGAAGAUUUAAAUGAAGAAAAAAUGAUAAAAGUAAAAAAUAUAAAUAUUAGCAAUGUAAAAAAUGAUUCUUUAAAUAGAAAACAUAAAAGGGAAGAUAAUAUAAAUAUGCAUUUAAAAAUGCUUUUAAAUAAACUAAAGAUAUCUUUAAAUAAUAUUCCGAAUGCAGAUGAAGAUUUAUUAAAUGAAAUAAUUAAUCAAAAAUCAAUUCUUCAAAAUAUAAUAGUAAGUAAAUACACUGAUAUGUUAAAUUGGCCUAAUGAGCAAAUUUUACGAGUUUUAUCAAUAAGGAAAUCUUUAAAAAAUAAAGGAUAUAAUAUUAAUGAAAUAAUAUAA
Messenger RNA from Plasmodium relictum, 2769 nucleotides. Its product is annotated as conserved Plasmodium protein, unknown function. Bases 1 to 2769 code for a protein of 922 amino acids. The transcript is spliced from 3 exons. The record is from RefSeq and is a predicted model, not a curated record. NCBI's taxonomy places the organism in Eukaryota, Apicomplexa, Aconoidasida, Haemosporida, Plasmodiidae. Gene Ontology annotation, molecular function: RNA binding.